Messenger RNA from Anopheles darlingi, 2863 nucleotides. It is a transcript of the gene cry, whose product is annotated as cryptochrome-1. Gene Ontology annotation, molecular function: FAD binding; DNA binding. Bases 674 to 2317 code for a protein of 547 amino acids. Gene Ontology annotation, biological process: entrainment of circadian clock by photoperiod; circadian regulation of gene expression. The record is from RefSeq and is a predicted model, not a curated record. Gene Ontology annotation, cellular component: cytoplasm; nucleus. The transcript is spliced from 7 exons. Lineage: Eukaryota; Metazoa; Arthropoda; Insecta; Diptera; Culicidae.
UGGCUUUGAGGUUAGUUUACGAUGUUUUGCUUAAAAGUGGGAGAUUUUUGACAUUUUUUAACAUUUCUGGGAAUUUUUUGAUAAAGAUAAGAUAGAUAAGGACACAUUUAAAUCGUUUCCCGAUUCCCGCCGUCGUUCCCGUUGGAAAAGAAGUCCGCGAAAGUGAUAGAAACCAGGAUAACCGUCGCGCAAAAGAUACGCAAAAACGACGUGAGGCUGAAACCACGGAAAAGGAUUCUAAAUCCUUUUACAAUUUCCGGAAAGCAAUUAACACUGGAGAACACAGAAAUCUGUGGGCGUAAUCCGGGUGUCUCGAAAGGAAACAAUCAGAUACCGCUCCGAGUAGCUUGCGAAGGCCCAGAAAGCAGAAUUCAAUAGCCGUACGGGGGUAAAUCCUCACCGAAGAAGAAGAAGAAGUGAAACCUUCUUCGUAGUGCGUCGUGCGCGAAGCCCCACAAUUCCAUCGCCAAGCGUUCUACGUAAGAUGUGCUAACUGUUCCCUGUUCCCGUGCAGCUUCGGUAGUCACUGCAAUUGUGUGAAAAAGGAUUGCCUAACAGGCUAAUUCCAAAGCGGAAGUAGCCAAGGGGGUGCUUCGUAGUUGCGUUGAAAGGUCCGAGUUAUCAAAGCGGUUGGCUGUAGUAUCCAGUAAGCGGAAAAGGGUGCCAGUACGAGAUGACGAUUAACAAUAUUCUCUGGUUUCGCCAUGGGCUUCGGUUGCACGACAAUCCGAGCCUGUUGGAGGCACUGAAGAGUGACUGCCAAUCCAGCAACGAGCCCGUGAAGCUGUUUCCCGUGUUCAUCUUUGACGGUGAAAGUGCGGGAACGCGCGUCGUCGGAUACAACCGGAUGAAGUUCCUGCUGGAAUCGCUGGCUGAUCUGGAUCGACAGUUUCGCGAGCUCGGUGGCCAGCUACUGGUGUUCCGAGGUGACAGCGAGACCGUGUUACGCCGGCUGUUUGAGGAACUGAACAUCAAAAAGCUGUGCUUCGAGCAGGACUGCGAACCAAUCUGGCGAGAACGCGAUGAGCGCGUGACCAAACUGUGCGAGACGAUGGAUGUAAAAUGCGUGGAGAAUGUUUCGCAUACGCUUUGGAACCCGAACGAAGUGAUCCAAACGAACGGCGAUAUCCCUCCGCUAACAUAUCAAAUGUUUCUGCAUACGGUGGACAUCAUCGGUGAGCCACCACGACCGGUUGGUGCACCGGACUUUGAGUUUAUCGAAUUCGGUCGCAUCCCAGCCAUACUGGCGUCCGAGCUGAAGCUGUACCAGCAGCAGCAUAUGCCCGGUCCGGAAGAGUUUGGUCUUACAUAUGAUGGCAAUGCGGACAUUGCAUUCCAAAAGUGGAUCGGCGGUGAGACGCGAGCGCUUGAAUCACUCGGAGCGCGUCUGAAGCAGGAAGAGGAAGCGUUCCGCGAGGGUUACUACCUGCCGACGCAAGCCAAACCGGAAAUUCUCGGCCCGGCCACCUCAAUGAGUGCGGCGCUGCGUUUCGGGUGUCUUUCGGUGCGCAUGUUCUACUGGUGUGUGCACGAUCUGUUCGCGAAGGUACAGGCGAGCAGUCAAUUCAAGUGCCCGAUCGGUCAGCACAUUACCGGGCAGCUGAUUUGGCGCGAGUACUUCUACACCAUGUCGGUGCGGAAUCCACAUUACGGCGAGAUGGACCGCAAUCCGAUCUGUUUGAACAUUCCAUGGUACGAGCCGGUGGAUGAUUCGCUCGUUCGCUGGAAAGAGGGACGCACCGGGUUUCCGUUGAUCGACGCGGCCAUGAGACAACUGUUGGCCGAAGGCUGGCUGCAUCACAUUCUGCGCAACAUCACAGCCACAUUCCUAACGCGCGGUGGAUUGUGGAUCAGCUGGGAGGCUGGACUGCAACACUUCCUUAAGUAUCUGCUCGAUGCGGACUGGUCAGUGUGUGCCGGUAACUGGAUGUGGGUGUCAUCUUCCGCCUUUGAACGUCUACUCGAUUCGUCCAAAUGCACGUGCCCGGUAGCUCUUGCCUACCGGCUCGAUCCGACUGGUGAUUACGUGAAGCGCUAUGUACCGGAGUUGGUCAACUAUCCCGCUCAUUUAGUCCAUGAACCAUGGAAAGCCACGAAGGAGGAACAACUCGAGUAUGGGUGCACCAUUGGUCAGCAAUAUCCUGCCCCGAUGGUUGAUCUGAACGUGGUUGCCAAACGAAAUGCGCAUGCAAUGUCUAAGCUACGUGAGGAGUUGAUCAACAAUGGGGGCUCGACGCCACCUCACUGUCGCCCAUCCGAUAUUGAUGAAAUCCGGCAGUUCUUCUGGCUUGCGGACGAUGUAGUGCCGGAAGCAUAAACGACCAAACACUCCACCAAACAGCUUAUAUUACAGGAAAACGAAUGACGGAGCAUGAAAUGCGACAAUAUAUAUAUGUGAAAGUACCGGUGUCAGAGCACCGUUUCCGUUUGUGUUAUGCUGACCAAGAGGGAGAGGAUACGGAGCAACUUUCUUUUUUCUUUCCUUCUUUUGUUUUAUGGUGUUAUGUGUGUUGACUUUUUAAGUUAGUUUGAUUGCUACUGUGUCGUUGCAUUUGCGUACAAUGUGCGGGACAUGUGUGAUCAAUUUAUGUUAACAAGUACUGUGUAUCGAAUGUAGCGCCUGUGGUGACGCAGAUCGCAGGUUGGUACAUUUGUACGCCAUUUGUAGCUUCCUUCAAGCGUGCUGUGUAGCAAGGGAAGAAGUUAACAUUAAAUUAAGCACCGGAAACUGAAAAUAUAUCAAUAUGUAAGUGUGUUUGCUGAAAGCAACAACAAAAAAAAAAGAAGAUAAAUGUUUAUAAACGUAAUAAUGAACUCAGAUAAAGAUUUUCGAGGACACGCUCAUGUAAAACACGCUUCGUUU